This is a messenger RNA of Caenorhabditis elegans, 725 nucleotides long. RefSeq names its product GILT-like protein ZK669.3 (gene ZK669.3). The coding region runs from base 24 to 680 and encodes 218 amino acids. The transcript is spliced from 6 exons. Gene Ontology annotation, molecular function: oxidoreductase activity, acting on a sulfur group of donors, disulfide as acceptor. Gene Ontology annotation, cellular component: extracellular region. NCBI's taxonomy places the organism in Eukaryota, Metazoa, Nematoda, Chromadorea, Rhabditida, Rhabditidae. The record is from RefSeq and is marked reviewed.
GUUACAGAAAUCAACUUUCGACGAUGAGGAGGUUAAACGGUGUAUUUAUUUGUCUCAUUUUAUUUAUUACAAAGAUUUCGUAUGCAAAAGAUAAAGGAGCAAAUGGUGAUAUGGUUAACAUUGUGGCAUUUGGAGAAGGAAGAUGUUCUGAUACUUCAUAUUGGAUGAAAUGGCAUUGGCUUCCAAUGUGGAGAAUGUUAGGUUCAACAGGACGAAUAAAUUUUGAUUAUCAUCCAUAUGGAAUCAAAACAACCUGUGUAGACUCUGAAAGUGCUGAUGACGUUGUAUGUGAUUGCCAUCACGGAAAUCGAGAAUGUCUUCUAAAUCAAUUACAAGCAUGUGUCAUAGAGGCACUUCCAAAUUUUGAAGAUUAUAUGGAAGUUGUGACGUGUAUCCAAGGAAAACAAAAUAUAAGUAUGGCUGCAGAAGUUUGUUUUGAAGGACCAACGAAGCUUGAUAGAACAAAAAUGAUGGAAUGUGCCGAAAGUCGUCAUGGCCGAAAACUAUUCAGCGAUCAAGAAAAUAUUGUUGCUCAAAUGGCACCAGAGAUGGAUUGGGCUCCAUGGAUUUUAAUCAAUGGAACUCGAUACAAAGAAGCCGAGGAAGAUUUGUGGCAAUUCCUUUGUGAUCGAUUCAUCGAUCCUCGACCAAUUCAUUGUCCAAAGAAAAUCGUAUACUAGACAUUGAAAGUGCUUGUAAAUAAAGAUGUUUUCCAAUUAUCACGG